Xyrichtys novacula (pearly razorfish) is the source of this 6693-nucleotide messenger RNA. NCBI's taxonomy places the organism in Eukaryota, Metazoa, Chordata, Actinopteri, Labriformes, Labridae. The record is from the annotation of a GenBank genome assembly.
AAACAUUACAAAUCUUUGCCAAGAAGCUUCGUGAUGUUUCGUCCACCCCCCCUUGAACCUGUCUGUCCCGUCCUCAGGCACUUCACGACAUUAAAAACAAACACCCCUCCCUUUGCAUCUUCUCCUCCUCUCAGAUCUAUUAAAUUAUCACCUGGACGAACCGUGACUUUAACCGGAUUACUAAAUCACUUUCCGAGAAAUGUCGACAUUGUGCAUGCAUCAAACCUCACUCAGGACACCCUCUCUUUUUUUCGCCGGCCUAAUGAGUCAUGACAUUAACACAGCCUCGAGCCCUCCCCUCCCACGCUCCUCGCGCCCACUCCACUCUUUAUUAGAGCCGCUCCUCAGCAUCAGUCCUCAGAGCAGCACGCGCCUCACUCAGCGCACCUCUCUCGUGCCGCUGCGAAGUGGACGGGAGCCGGUGCUUCUUCACUUUUUUUCUCGGAUUUACCAUCUUUACCGCCAAGAUGAGACUUAUUUUCGUGCUCGCCACGGUUGUGGGUCUCCUCACAGGUAAGUGGAGUCGUGCUUUUCUUGUUUUGCAGAGUGCCGUGAGUGAGUUAGUGAGCGCGGUUCAGGUUCAGGACCACGGACAGAGACAUUAUCGGCUCUUUCACUUUUAUAGUUUUUCUAAUAAAUACUUCCUCUUACGCAGAAAACCAAGCGCUUCCAGUUGGAAAAGAAGGGCAAAGAGAAGACGUGGUAAGCUUUUGUCAACUGAACCUCCUCUGUUUGAGAUUGAAGCAGCUGCAAUGCAGAAAGUAAAAUCAGCACAACGCUUUCACGGAUUCAAAUUGUUGGUGCUUUUUUUCGUUUUAAGGUGACACGAUGCUUAGUCGAAGUCCUCUCCAAAGCUCUCUCCAAACCGGACUCCCAGCUGGACCAGGACUGCAAAGACAUCAUCCAAGCAGGUUUGUCGCACCAGCAGAUUUUUUCAUGUAAACAGUAAACAGGCAAAUCUAAAGCAUUUAGGAUACUGUUGACACAGCAGGUUUAGAGCUGCAGGUCGUGCAGAUACUCGGCUGGUUCAUGAUUAUAAAGAAGUUUAAUAUCCUGGAAACGAGCUCGUGAUGUAAAUAGCUUCAAGCAUUUAGAUCGUUUACAUUUUAAAAGGGAUAUUCCAGCGUAAAAAUAAUUUAGGGUCAAACACACCGUAACGCCGAGUUGGACACUCCUGAGAGAUGAAUGUUGUCGACUGCUUGCUUCUCUGGUUAUACCAACUUUAGUAACAACCGCAGAGAGCCACGUGCUCAACCAAAACGCCACUCUAUAGCCACAAAUGAUGCUCAGAACAGCACCUAACUUAACACAACUCACACAAUCUGUUCGAGCACCCGCUUGUUUGUAGCAAGACCUCGACCAGCUCAUUACGGACUGCUGCGGGGGGUGACGCUGCUCAAGGAAGAACAUUUAUGAUCAUUUCUUUAUCAUUUCCUUAAAGUACUCGUCAUCAUAUUAAUCAUUUUGCACUGCAGACGUGGUAAUUCUUCUACCUUAUCGUCUCGGUCUGAUUGCAUUCUCAUGAAGAAAUGAUCAUAAAUUUUCUUCCUUGAGUUGCGUCACUCCACUGCAGUCCGUAAUGGACAGGCCUGAGGUCUCUACAAACAAGUGGCUGCUGGUAGAGACUAGGUGAGUUGUGUUUAGUCUCUUUGACAAAGAAAUUAGGCAAAGUUAAAAAGAUGUUUGGUGGCUAGUGCUGUGGCUAGGACCUUUUAUGUACUGUUGAUGAAGUUAGGUGCUGUUCUGAGCAUUAUUUGUGGUUAUAGAGUGGCUUUUUGGUUGAUUUUUGUUUAUGGCUCCUCAGGCUGCUGUUUAUUGCUAUCGUGUGGUCGUUACUAAAGUUGGUAUAACUAGAGAAGCAAGCGGUCUGCAACAUUCCCCUCUCGAGGGGGUGUCUAACUCGGUGUUACGGAGUGUUUGACCCUGAAUCAAUUCCACACUGGAAUAUCCCUUUAAUGCCACUUCUUUAAAAUUGAGCUUUACCGUUAUUUACGCAAAACAGCAAACAAGUCAUCAGAUUUGACCCAAAGGCUGAAUUCAAACAGACAACCUACCCUAUAAGAUGGCUGACACGUCUGAUCUUUCCUUUAAUUUGUCACAGGGGUUAAACAUCCCCCACUGGACAAGAAGACUGCCCUGGAGGUCAAAGGUCAACCCGAGGUGCCCGGAGCAAAAGGAGCUGAUGUGAAAGACAUCGAGGCUCUCCUGAAAUCAGUGGAAGAAAAAAGAGAAACCCCAGAAGACGAGCGCAGCCAAGAAUCUUGGAGCUUCGGUGAUGAGAAGGAGAAAAGACAUGAGAAUGAAGAGGAAGGAGAAGAAACAGAGCGGGAGAAGAGGAGUGGCUGGAGGCCCGGAAGGCACUACCAGAGGAAACACAAACGAGGCGAAGAAGAUGAAGACGAUGGAGAGCGCAGUCAGGAGAGUUGGGCGUUGGACAAAAGAUCAGAAGAUGAAGAAGAAGAAGACAGAGAGAAGAGGAACUGGAGGCCUGGAAGACACCAUCAGAGGAAACACAAACGGGAUGAGGAACCUUUAGGAGAUGAGAGGGAGGAGCCAGAGGAGGAACGUAGCCAGGAGUCUUGGGGUCUCGACAAAAGGAGCGGCUAUGAGGAUGAGGAAGAGAGGGACAAGCGCAAAUGGAUGCCCAUACAGCGCUACCACUACAACAAGAUCACUAAACGCGGAGAAGGCGAGGAGGAAGACGGUGAACGCAGCCAGGAGUCUUGGGGUCUUGACAAGAGGGACUGGAGAGCUGGAAGAUACCAUCAAAGGAGACACAAACGUGAUGAGGAACUCUCAGAAGAAGCCAGAGAAGAGCCUGAAGAGGAGCGCAGCCAGGAAUCAUGGGGACUCGACAAAAGAGACUGGAGAGCCGGCAGAUACCAUCAGAGGAGACACAAGCGUGAUGAAGAACUCGCCGAGGAAGGACCUGAAGAAGAACGCAGCCAGGAGUCAUGGGGUCUUGAAAAGAGGGACUGGAGGGCUGGAAGACACCACCAGAGGAGACACAAGCGUGAUGAAGAACUCGCCGAGGAAGGACCUGAAGAAGAACGCAGCCAGGAGUCAUGGGGUCUUGAGAAGAGGGACUGGAGGGCUGGAAGACACCACCAGAGGAGACACAAGCGUGAUGAGGAGCUCUCAGAGGAAGCUCGAGAAGAGCCUGAAGAAGAGCGCAGCCAAGAGUACUGGGACUUCGAUACCGGCAGAGACAAGAGAGAAUGGAGGACUGGAAGACACCACCAGAGGAGACACAAGCGUGAUGAGGAGCUUUCAGAAGAAGCUCGAGAAGAACCAGACGAAGAGCGCAGCCAGGAAUACUGGGAUUUUGAUACUGGAAGAGACAAAAGAGACUGGAGGGCCGGCAGGUUCCACCAGAGGAGACACAAACGUGACGAAGAGCUCUCAGAGGAAGCCAGGGAAGAGCCAGACGAGGAGCGCAGCCAGGAAUACUGGGAUUUUGACACUGGGAGAGACAAGAGGGAAUGGAGAUCUGGCAGGCACCACCAGAGGAGACACAAACGUGACGAAGAGCUGUCAGAAGAGAAGAGAGAUGAACCAGAGGGAGAACGCAGCCAGGAGUACUGGGGCUUUGACAAAAGACACGACAAAGAAGAAGGAGAGGACAGGGAUGACGCUCUGAGGUACUCCCAUGACAUUUAGCAACUUUUUCUCUUGAACUUUGCAUGUUGAUUAACUCCAGAGUUCAAUGAUAGGGAUCCAAACCAAGAAAUCUAAGAAAUAAACAGACUGUUUGAGUGCUGCCAAAAACCAGUACAGAAUUUAACUGAAGCUGUUUGUCAGGUAUCUGGCAGAAAAACGCAAUCCCUGGAUUUUCAGAAGCUUCUACCAUCCUGCCUGGUACAAAAGGGAUCAAGACGAGCAUGCUUCCGCCUCAAACAAGGUAGGAAAUUACAAAAUCAUACUUGUAGCUUAAGAUCUGCAGCUUCAAAGACUCAGCCUAAGUGAGCAGCUUUAAUUAAUGCCAUUUCAUUUCCUCCUCUAAUCACAUUUUGUAAUAGUUUUAGCCUGACAGAGUCAACGAUCAAGUUCACGUUUACGUUAGACUAGAACGCACUGACCCAACGUUAAGCCAAUUUCAAGUAUCAUUAACUCGAAGAGGUCUGGAUCAGCCUGAUUUUGAAAUGUACGAUUCUACCUUAUCUUUGCUCAGAUGAAUGAACUGGCCAAGUUGCUGAGCUACAAGAUAAACCAGCUGUCCAAUCAAGAGGAGGCAAAGAGGAGCGCGCAGCAGAAAACACUCACCGCACAAGAGGUAAAAACUGCUCUCGAUCACUGCGCAACUAAGUGUGGACUAGUACUCAGGCAGAAAAAGCAUUUUAAAAAGCACAAAUCAAAAGCCUUGUCUUUCAACUCAUAACUGUGUCGACCUUUGAACGAGAAACAUACAUUUGACCCUGUAAAGCACAUCUAUCGCCUCCAACACUGUUUCGGGGGCUUCAUUAUGGAGAUCUCGUCUGCACAAGCAUGUCAGGGUUUAGCCUUUAGAACUAGAGAGCAUCAGUGAAUAUGCAUCUGUGCAAAUAAACAUCCAGAGCUUUACCCAUCAGCAUGUCCCAAAUACAGACAAAAAUCAGCGUAUUCAUGAGCAGUGACACGUUCUUCAACUCGAGCAAACACACAGUUUGUCUUUAUUUCCCUAAAUCAUUUUCAGCUCUUUCUUGUUCGCUCCCUUGUUUGUAUUUGCACUUUCAGCACUGGGGUUUUAUACGCAGUAAUCGCACCAAGAACUUCAUGAUUAUCGCCUCUCCUCCAGCCAUCAAAGUCAUAAUUCUCCCAUUAAAAAGAGCAAUGGCCCGCAGAGACCUCCCCAUCUUGUAACGCACUCUAAGCAGAAAAACAAAUCAGGGCAGAGGAGGCGGUGUACUGCAGUUCUACAACCCAAGCAAUAAUAAAAAAACUCAACCCACAUCAGCUGUUUUUUUUUUUUUUUGGAUGGAGCAGGUACGGGAAAUGAUAUUUAUGGUUUCUAUGUCUUUCAGGAAAAAGAGCUGGAAAACUUAGCCGCCAUGGACCUCGAGCUGCAGAAAAUCGCUGCAAAGUUGCAUGACAACAGCGCGUAAACCAGCAUUUCAUUUCGACACCAGUGGAGAGAUGCUGCUGUCCAACUAAAUGUCCGCCGUUUAACCUGUGCUUACACUGUUGUAAAAAAAGACAAAAAAAUAAGACCAAGAACUCUGGAGCCUUGCUAAAACCACUUUAUCAACCUGGUUAUCAUUGUAUUUGUGAUAUUUUGAUGUUAUCAAAGUAAUCUGCAUGGGAAUGAUUUUGAUGUUUGUAAAUAUACAGUAAGAUCAACUUUGAAAAUUAUAUAUAUAUAUAUAGAUAUAUAAAUAAAACAGAGAAAAUUUAUCCGAAAUACUGUCUUCUGCAGAGCUUGUUCAGUUUGCACUCAAUAAAAGAAAUUAUUCUGGGACCAAACCAAUCUCUCUCAAAUUAUUCCUCGAUGAAAAAAAACAAGUUCACACACACACACACACACACAACAGCGUCUCUUGUUCUGCGUUUUUAAUCCUGUGCAGAUACAGAUGUAACCCACAGUGACGCUCAUGUAACAAAUGGCACUGACUGUGGGGAUAACAAAAUUAAAAAAUCAUAACCUAGAAGCAGGGGACUGCUUACUCACGAAAAAAUUUGUUUGUACCUGUUGAGGCAUAAAACUCAAAUCCGACAUGUACUCUCAACACAUAACAGAUUAUUCUAACUGUUCCUUUCAUAACACACGUAUACACACACGCACACACACACUGAGCUCAUACAGCCUGAACUGGCUUACAGUUAACUCCUCAGCAUUACUUUAAGUCUGCACUGAUCUGGAUUACACAAGCCGGGGGAAAAGCGUGCUGAUGAAUGCAAACCAGACACUUUUGUCUGGUUUAUUCCAGAUGUGUCAGUUUCGAUCAGUCAAAUCAGACGAGUUGAUGCUGGAGGAAAACCCCUGCAGGCCGUCGGUAAUGUGCCCUCUGAAGAAUCUCUCCUUCUGUGUUUGUUUACCCUUCAGUGUCUGUGAGUUUCUGUCUCUUUGGUGCCGGUUCCUCAGCUCGCCGGGAGCCUGAAGGUUUGGAGCGGUCCACGGCGACCGUCAUUCCUGAGAGGAUGUAGCCCCCGCCUCCGCUCAUCAGCAGCAGAGGAUGCGUCCUGUUAGGCAACACCUUGGGACACAAAUACAGUCAAGGAGACGUUAAUUCUACAAGAAGAGCCGGGGGAAAUGACACUGUGGUCGUGAGGGGAAGAUCUCAGAGUAUGAAAACUAGCUGGUUUCAGGCAGUUUCUGUAGUUCACGAAGACCCUAGUACACACACGAAAAAGGGUGGGCUGUGCGGGAGUGUGUUAUGAAAGAGCGGAUGUAAGAAAAGUUGCUGCAGCGAAUGUUCAAGAAAAAGACUAAAAGACUAAAAUGUUUACUGUUUUAAAGAAAAUUAAAGCUUCUGUGAGGAAUUUUUUGACAUUUAUGAAAUUGACAAACUCAUGUUGAUGCCUUGUUAUGGUGAAGAAAAGCAGACGAGAUCAACAGCACCAUAACUGACCUUUUUUAUACUUUAAUGUUUGAUGCUGGAAACUGGUGCGAGAAGAAACAGACCCUUUUGUUCUUAUAUUCCAUAUUCACAAAAACGAUACAUUUGACCAGCAGGAUUAAAUUCUAGUCAGAAGAUGCUACUGAGACUGAUUUGUCCA